Ascochyta rabiei is the source of this 465-nucleotide messenger RNA. RefSeq lists its product as uncharacterized. The record is from RefSeq and is a predicted model, not a curated record. NCBI's taxonomy places the organism in Eukaryota, Fungi, Ascomycota, Dothideomycetes, Pleosporales, Didymellaceae. The transcript is spliced from 2 exons. The coding region runs from base 1 to 465 and encodes 154 amino acids.
AUGCUGACAACCAGGCACUCAAUAGUUAGCGGUAACUCACCCAGAGCAUUUCUCCAUCAUGUUUGCUUACAUAUCUGUACCUGCUCUUUUCCCUGUUGCUUAAUGCCCACUCGAAUGGCGACGUCAGACGUUGCUAGACUGGCUCCUUCCUCUCUUCUGAGACCCAUGCUUCUCACCACUUUCAACUCCACGUUUGCAUCUUCACAUUCAGAUCUUGACGCUUCUCUUCUCAACGCACAAAAUGGCUUUUUUGCUCUACGGAGAUCCUCUUCGUCUCGAUCGCUUCUCGAGGUGAAAGCGGGUGCAAAAAUGCAAUUUGCGCUCCCUCCUCCCUGCGAGAGCUGCUUUGGCCUCCACAAGCACACCAACUUCCAGCAACGACAGACCCUACUCCACCCCACUGCGUCCAGCCCCGCGUGGUUGCGAUCUCGAGGCGUCUCAGCAACCUUCAGUGACCCCCGUUAG